Closterium sp. NIES-67 is the source of this 2603-nucleotide messenger RNA. The record is from the annotation of a GenBank genome assembly. NCBI's taxonomy places the organism in Eukaryota, Viridiplantae, Streptophyta, Zygnematophyceae, Desmidiales, Closteriaceae.
CGGCCGCUCACAGCCUAGAGCAGAUAUCAGUUUCCGCCGCUUUGUACCGUCGUAUUUCACCUUGAAUCAGUACACAGAUUCCAAUUUCCAGCCGCUUCCCGAAAUUCGGACUUUGUCCAGGUCCGCCUGUUAUUUGCUGUCUGGCUGCAAUCCUCCAAUGGGAGCCAUGAGAGGUCGUCAUUCUGCUAAUGGCAGCCGGCCUCCAUGGAACGCCCUCACUGGGGUGGGGUCGUCUCCCCCUCACUGGGACUGUGUGGGCACCCGGCGCCUCCUCUGCGCACACUGAGAUUCGAACCCGGCUCCACCAUUCUCUGCUCCGCCAUUCCCUGCUCCGCCAUUCCCCGCUCCGUCAUCCCCGCUCCGCCAUUUCCCCGCUCCGCCAUUUCCCCGCUCCGCCGGAGCGUCACUUCGUGAGUUUCUGAGGCUGGUUCGGCAUUGGGUCAAUAUCAGCCCCAGUUGAGCAUAGUCACUUUCCUGGCGCUCCAGAAAAAACUCAUUCUCUUUCAGUCCGCUGGCUCUCUGCGACUUGACACUUCCAGAAGCUUCCAGACGCUUCCAGACGCUUCCAGACCCUUCCAGACCCUUCCAGAAGCCAAGAAGAAUUUUCAUCCGCCCAUGGCAAACAGCACGGCAUGGGCCGCGUGUGCGGUGAUUGCGCUCAGGCUGAUUGCCAUCGCCACAACGACUCUGCUCGUUGCGGCUGCUCCACCGGUUACGGCCGCACCACCACCCCUCACCGCCACUCCACCCCUCACCGCCGCUCCACUGGUCAUGGCCGCCCCACCCGCCACGUCUGCUCCACCGAGCCCCGAUAAGGAUGCGCUUCUGGCUUUAAGGGACGCGCUGCAGGUCAGCAGUCCCUCGGUGCUGUCCUACUGGGAGAAAAACUUCGACCCCUGUGACCCCACGUGGUCUCAGCGCUUCACAUGCAACAAAGAUGGACGCGUUAUCAGCAUAGACAUGGGUUUCAACACCCUCAAAGGGCCCAUCCCAGAGGCACUAGCGGCCCUCUCCAAUCUCACCUAUAUGUCUCUCGAGGGGAAUCUGUUGGAAGGGCCUGUGCCUGAGUGGAUCGGGUCAAAACUUUCAAAACUAGUGAAUCUUCGCCUUGCCGCCAACUCUUUAAACGGCACUCUGCCAAGCACCCUCAGUGGGCUCAAAAGCUUGAAGUCUGUCGUCGUUGGAAGUAACCACCUCUCAGGGCAGCUGCCUUCGGGCCUUCAGCACUGCAAGGACUUGGAGCACCUUUCAAUCUACGUCAACGGGCUUUCAGGGCCGAUUCCCGAGUGGCUGGGAAGCCUGAAGAAGCUAAGAGUGCUAGAGCUCUACACGAACCAACUGUCCGGACCCAUCCCCGCAAGCCUAGCCGAUGCCUCUUCCCUAUCGUCGAUAGCGCUGACUGACAAUCGUCUCUCGGGCCCCAUCCCACCUGCGCUGGGGGACAUUCCCAACCUCGUUGCACUCUAUGUGGCAAGCAACCACCUCGCAGGACCCCUUCCCAACAGCUUCAGUCGGCUCGAUAGCCUUAUGUACCUCUACAACGAGGGCAUCAACGGCUCCCUCCCUGCCUUCCUGGGAAACCUCAGGCUGCUGGAGUCCGUAGCCGCUGAGUACUGCAACCUCACGGGCUCCAUCCCUCCAUCCCUGGGCUCCCUGCCUCUCCUUGUCGAGCUCUUCCUCGACAACAACCGCCUCUCAGGCUCCAUCCCAGCGGCGCUUAGCAGAGCAACGGCGCUUAACAAGCUGUAUUUGAACCGGAACCAGCUGGGUGGGAGCAUACCGGCUGGGCUGUGCCGGCUGAGCAACAUCUAUGACCUUAACCUGGCCCGCAACCAGCUGACGGGAACCAUUCCUGUGUGCCUCACGAAACUGCCUCACAUAUCUUCUCUAAUUAUCUCUAACAACCGUCUCACGGGGCCAUUGCCCCCCAUCACCAGUCCGCCUGCUUUCCACUUCUCAUACGCCGGCAACUGCCUCGACAAUGCACCGGACCAGGACUGCCCUGCCAAAGCCACCUCUCCUGCUGCCGCUCCCUCCGCUCCCUCCUCCGCUCCCUCCUCCGCUCCCUCCCCUGCUCCUGCCUCCGCUCCCUCGUCUGCUCCCUUCCCCGCUCCGGCUCCGGCCUCUGCUCCUGCUUCCCGCCCUGACCACGCUCCUUCUACCCCCUCAGCACCGGCCAGGUCAGCACCUGCGUCCAAGUCAGCACCCUCGUCCACAUCAGCACCGGCCAAAUCAGCACUUGCCACAUCAGCACCUGCACUUACUUCUCAGCCCAGCAGUGCACCAACAGCCGAUGCCACACAGGCACAGCAGCAGCAGCAGCAGCAGCAGCAGCAGGGGCCCCCACCAGGGCCCAACAAUGCAGCUUUAAGUGGCGUGCACUUUCCCAUUACUCGUGCUGCCAUGCUCGCUCUUCUGCUGCUUGUGUUACUGUGGUAACCACAUGGCUGAAGCUGCUGUGGCUGUUACUUGCUCUCACGUGAAACAAUACUGGUUCGUUAGGUAGCUUGCUGAUUUUCGUUCUUAGAGUGUAUGCCUGUGCGUGUGCACUUCUGUGGUUUGAAUCUCUGAUUUGCGGCACAUGUUUGUUAUGAUAUGAUAUG